AUGAGAACGCAUUCAAAGGUUCAAGGGGCAUCUUUUUCCCGGUUCGGAGUAAACAGCAAUUUCCCAGUCAACGUCAUUCUCAUGCAGCCGACAACAAGCCACGAAACAUUUAUAGAUAGAUCCGAUUACGUUGACUUCGAAUCCACGAGCAAGCUCCGAAACUGGCCAAUAUGUGUUGGCGAUAAACAGUAUUACGUAGACUCGUCGAUCUUCUCAAGAAAUUCUGAUUACUUCCGCAUACUGAUGGGAAACUCGUUUUUUAUCGAAGGCGCCGUCAGGCAGUUAAAAAUCCUAGACGAGUCCUCGAAAGACAUUCUAACAUUGAUAACUGCAAUCUCUCCGAAUUCACUUGGUCUCUACCCGGAUGCGAUAGAUGAACGAAAUGUCUGUACUUUGCUGAGACUAUGUGACAAAUACUUGAUGACCAAUCUGAAACACAAUUGCAUUGACUUUUUAAGAGAGUACAGGCCGAAUACUCAAGAGCCAUCCGAAGUGUUUCACUUAUUCUAUCAAUUAUGCUUUUCGCUAAACGCCGAAUAUGAGCACGACCCUACGCUGGCAGAUGCUGCAGUUGAAGCAGUAGGGGAUACUGAGAAUAAACUUUCAAAAAAUUUGUCAUGCUUCCAGAUGUUCAGUUGUCUCGCAGUGCUGUCUGAUCCCAUUAACAUUGCUGAGUUUCAUAAGUUUCUGCUGAAGUUACAACGGAAAAGCAACGAUAAGGACAGCGAAAAUGUGAAACGUGUUGCUGAUUCUAUUCUUCAUGGAGGUGCAAUUUUCCGACAUAGAAUUUCGUUCAAUGAAGAAGUGCAAGGUCUUGGAUGUCAUCAAUGCUCAAUGAGACCUCCUGUACGACAGUCUCGUUCUAAAAACAAUCUUGCAAUCGUGAAGUCUGCGUGCAAUGUCGGCGAAGUUUGUGCUCACGGCUAUUCGAAGAAUGGAUCAAUGAAUUGCGAUCAUAAUCUUCCAACUAACUCAGUAGUUCCUGUAAUUGGUGGAUCGAAGACUACUCGCGGCGGUCCGACACGACGACGGCGACCAGCACAAGAUCAGCGUGGUCCUCCUCUUCAACAACAUCAUCCACCUCGUCGUGACACGUCAGAAGCGAAUCAGUCAGCCUGUGUGACAGUCUUCUCUUUUCAAGCCUUUAUUCUACGGGUAUUUCAAAGUUCUUUGGCUCUGUUUCUCAGGACAUUUGGUCUUCUUUUUGCAAGAUAUCUAACAUUUAUUUUACCAACUGAAGCUAUAAAUAUGUCAAUAAAUGGAUUCGGUGAGCACGUAAGAUCAGCCUCACAUGCCGGAUCGUGGUACAGCGGAAAUCAGCGUGAUCUCGAUCGUCAACUCACAAAAUGGCUCGAUAGCGCCGGUGAAAGAUUCGGAACUGCCCGUGCAUUGAUUUCUCCACAUGCUGGAUAUUCUUAUUGUGGAGAAACAGCUGCUCACGCAUUCAAGCAAAUCGUGCCUUCUGCAGUCGAACGUGUAUUCAUACUUGGACCUUCCCACGUUGUAGCUUUAAAUGGGUGUGCUAUCACCACCUGCAGCAAGUAUCGUACCCCUCUUGGAGAUUUGAUUGUUGAUCAAAAAGUCACCGAAGAUCUUCGUGCGACGCGUCACUUCGACCUCAUGGAUCGCCGUGAUGAGGAAUCAGAGCACAGUAUUGAAAUGCAACUCCCAUUCAUCGCCAAAGUCAUGGGUCCCACGCGUCGCUAUACCAUCGUUCCAGUACUUGUCGGAUCUCUACCUGGUUCCAGACAACAAACUUAUGGAAAUAUAUUUGCCCAUUAUAUGGAAGACCCGAAGAAUCUUUUCGUCAUUUCAUCAGACUUCUGUCACUGGGGAGAUCGUUUCAGCUUCUCGCCGUUUGAUCGAAAUAGCAACUUGCCAAUUUUUGAACAGAUUACAAAUAUGGACAAACAAGGAAUGGCUGCUAUAGAAACAUUGAAUCCAACGGUUUUUAAUGACUACCUCAAAAAGACUCAAAAUACAAUUUGCGGUCGGAAUCCCAUAUUGAUUAUGCUGCAGGCAGCGGAACAUUUUCGAUUGAGUAACAACCAUACUCAUGAGUUCAAGUUCUUGCAUUAUACACAAUCCAACAAGGUGCGUUCUCCAUCCGACUCAUCAGUCUCCUACGCAUCCGGAGUGUUGUUUGUACAUCCUAAGUGA
Caenorhabditis remanei is the source of this 2160-nucleotide messenger RNA. RefSeq lists its product as uncharacterized. The transcript has 13 exons. The record is from RefSeq and is a predicted model, not a curated record. The coding region runs from base 1 to 2160 and encodes 719 amino acids. Gene Ontology annotation, molecular function: protein binding. NCBI's taxonomy places the organism in Eukaryota, Metazoa, Nematoda, Chromadorea, Rhabditida, Rhabditidae.